CACCAAGGGCUUAUAUCUUCUUUAGCUUAAAUUUGCAAUAUUUUGUAUUGUUUGCCUACUCUUGUGGCUUUGUGUCAUUGAUACUGUUUAAGGAAAGAAAGGAAAUUUUGGUUGUUUCUUUUUCCUAAAACAACUUAUUUUUCCGUGAUAGGCAGGAUCGUCAAUGGACUCGCGGGAACUAACACUAGAGGAGCUGGAAAAGAAGAAGAAGAAAGAAGAAAGGGCUAAAGAAAAAGAGUUGAAGAAACUUAAGGCUGCACAAAAAGCAGAGGCUGCUAAACUUCAGGCACAGCAAGCCUCUAAUGCUUCCAAGUCAGGGAAGAAAAAGAAUGUAAAAAGAGAAGCCGAGGAUGAAAACCCCGAGGAUUACAUUGAUCCAGAAACAUCUGUGGGUGAGAAGAAAAAGCUGUCUCGUCAAACGGCGAAGACAUUCAAUCCCAGUGCUGUCGAGAAAUCGUGGUAUGCAUGGUGGGAAAAGUCCAAAUUCUUUGAGGCAGACCCUAGCAGCUCAAAACCGCCUUUUGUCAUUGUUUUACCACCUCCAAAUGUCACGGGGGCUCUACAUAUUGGGCAUGCCCUUACUGCUGCAAUACAGGAUGCAAUUAUUCGCUGGAGAAGAAUGUCUGGAUACAAUACAUUAUGGGUGCCUGGUACGGAUCAUGCUGGAAUUGCCACACAGGUUGUUGUGGAGAAGAAGAUUAUGAGGGAAAGGAAAUUGACGAGGCAUGAUGUUGGUCGUGAAAGCUUUGUAGACGAAGUGAGUCUAGCCAUAUGUAUCUUAAUUCUCUUAUAAUAAUUUUUUUCCCCUUCAUA
Messenger RNA from Olea europaea var. sylvestris, 813 nucleotides. RefSeq names its product valine--tRNA ligase, mitochondrial 1-like. Gene Ontology annotation, molecular function: valine-tRNA ligase activity; ATP binding. The record is from RefSeq and is a predicted model, not a curated record. Gene Ontology annotation, biological process: valyl-tRNA aminoacylation. The coding region runs from base 164 to 793 and encodes 209 amino acids. Gene Ontology annotation, cellular component: cytosol. The transcript is spliced from 7 exons. NCBI's taxonomy places the organism in Eukaryota, Viridiplantae, Streptophyta, Magnoliopsida, Lamiales, Oleaceae.